Molecule: messenger RNA, 870 nt
Organism: Cladophialophora immunda
Lineage: Eukaryota; Fungi; Ascomycota; Eurotiomycetes; Chaetothyriales; Herpotrichiellaceae
Exons: 1
Coding region: 1-870 (289 amino acids)
Molecular function (GO): oxidoreductase activity
Source: RefSeq, a predicted model, not a curated record
AUGUCUGCGACAACGACUCAGACCUCCGUGUCCACCACCCUCUCUGGGGCUCAAGAUUCUUCAUAUGUCCCGAGAGGCCCGGUGCACACAAAGUUGAACUUUUUCAGAGACCCUGAGGAUGGUUCAAAGCCAUACAACUAUGUUGAGAAACAGCCUGAAGGCGAACCACAACGGAACUUCGGAGAGACCGUGAUUGACGUCCAGAUGAAUGACAUCCGCGGCCGAGAAACCGAAUUCUAUCUUGACAAAGACGCUUUUCAAGCUAUCAAAGGCGUCCCAUCAGAAGAGACGGAAUUCGUCGACGAUGAACAUAUCAAGAAAGUCUAUUAUCCCGAGGUAGAAAAACUGCUGCUGGAGAACGUUCCGGGUGCACAUAAAGUCACCAUUUUUGACCACACCAUCCGUCGGUCGAACCCUGAGGCUCCUCGUGCCCCUGUCACCAGAGUGCACGUUGAUCAGACGCCGCGGUCAACCGAGUGGCGCGUGAAGCUACACAAUCCCGAAGAAGCAGAUGAGCUUUUGAAGGGCCGAUACCGAAUCAUCAACGUUUGGCGACCCAUCAACGGCACCGUUCAGGCGCAUCCUCUUGGUUUUGCCUCUGCCGAUACUGUCGAUGACAACGACCUUGUACCUGUUGAGCACAGAUACCCUCAUCGGACGGGUGAGACGGCUGCAGUGAGGUAUAACAAAAACCAGACAUUUUAUUACUGGUCUGGUAUGGACAAUGAUGAGAGGCUGUUCUUGAAGUGCUAUGACAGCAAGGAAGGCGUCGGCCAAAGAGUUCCUCACACGGCUUUCGUGGAUCCUAGGACGCCCGUGGGAGCCAAGGGCCGGGAGAGCAUUGAGGUCCGUGCAUUGGUUUACGGUUAG